CAAGCUAGAGUUUUCCCGUUAGUACAGUGCAUCAAGAUGUAUCAUGAGAAGGAUUUUUAGAAUGUGCUUUUCCAGAGAACUGUGGGAUCGUUGACCGACACCCUACAUUAAAACCAUCGAGGUAUUAUAACACAUACUUCCAUGAUUAAAACGGCCAGCGAUCACCGGCAACCCCCAUAGUAAACACUCCAUCAAGAUCAAGACCACUCUUUUCGCGGGCGUAGAACCAAGGUUGACCAUAAAGUGUGAAGUGAGGUGAGACAGGUUAUCAGUCAGACCACGUGCAGCAUAACGUUAGCCACUGAAGUUAUUGUGCAGUGAGAAGCUGGUGGUACACAAAAUGGAUCCCUUUAAUCCUGAGGUGAAAAAAGAGGAUGAUAUAGAUGAGUCUUCUCCUUCAACUGUAAACCCAGACGCUUCUCUUUACUCGCAGUGUGGGAUUUUGAGAUCGAUAAAAGAGGAGAGUGAAGAAAGAGAAAAUUAUCAGUUUAUGGAUGAAGUGAAAGAAGAAAUUGAUAUUAAGAUAGAAGAGGAGGAAGUGCCAUCACCAGAUGACUCUCUGAUGCUCUGUAGUCAAGAAAGACCAUCAUUGAAGGAAGACAGAGGUAAAAAAAGUUUCAGCAUGGACUCUGAGGAAGAGGCACUGUCACUGCUUAUACUUCUGCGAUGUCGCCGCCGCCAUCGUCGGAGAGCGCUAUGGAUGCACCCAAUUACUGCUUCGAGAUUGACCCACGGACAGUUUUACAUGAUAAUGAGUGACUUAAGAGCAGAUGAUGAUAAAUUUUUUGACUACUUUAGGAUGACCCAGGAAAGUUUCAACGAACUCUUGGCCAUAAUUGGCCCCCACAUUUGCAAAGACAGUACACACCUAAGGAAGAGCAUUCCAGCUGAGGAGAGACUUGCCAUGACAUUAAGGUUAUUAGCAACAGGGUGUUCCUCUUCUGAACUACAUUACACUUUCCGGUAUGGGAAGUCCACCGCUAGAGAGAUCGUGCAAGAAGUGUGCAAGGCGAUAAGGGAGUAUCUACAUGACCUGUGUUUCCCAGAACUAACAAAGCAAGAAUGGCUGAAAAUUGAAGAAGGCUUUCGUUGUGAAGCACACUUUCCAAACUGCAUAGGAGCCAUCGAUGGCAAGCAUGUGAGGCUCAUUAAACCAACGGGCAGUGGUUCUAACUACUUUUGUUACAAGAAGUAUUUUUUAAUGGUGUUGUUAGCUGUAUGUGACGCAAACUACAGGUUUACUUUUAUAGAUGUCGGUUCUUAUGGUAAAGCAUCAGACUCCUCAAUCUACAAAAACAGUAACCUCUACAAAAAAAUGCAGCAAAAUACACUGAACAUUCCUAGCGAUAAAGCGGUGUCAACGAAUGGGGACCCACUUCCCUUCGUUUUCGUUGGCGACGAAGCUUUUGGCCUCUCUACUCACAUGCUACGCCCGUAUGGGGGAAAAAAUCUCCAACACAAAAAGAAAAUUUUUAAUUAUCGCUUAUCAAGAGCGAGGCGAUACAUCGAAAGUGCAUUUGGCAUUCUCACAAAUAAAUGGCGCAUAUUUCAUAGACCACUGGAUUUACAUGUUGAGAAUGCCGAAAACAUUAUCAGGGCAUGUUGCACUUUACACAACUUUGUAAGAGAAAGGGAUGGUGUACAUUUUGAAGACACACUGAAUGUAGUAGGUCUGACUGAUGGUGAUGGUGCAAUACAAGCAGGAUGCCCUCGAUCCGCUAUAACAAUAAGAGAAAAGUUCUCGAACUACUUUUCCAGCAUAGGAUCAGUUUCGUGGCAGGAUAGAAUGAUUGGGAACAGAGUGUAGGGCAAAUCAAUGUGUGACAUAGUAAAGGAUGUAAUGUGUUACAAACUUUUUUCUAAAUUAUUUCUUGUGUCACUUAUGUAUUAGAUAUACAUUAUUAUACAUUAUUAUACAGCUAUGUAUGAAAUACUAGACUUACAAUAUCAAAUAUUGUGAAUAUAAAUAUAUGAAAUGUCAUACUUACUUGCUUUGUUUUUUCCUUGGCAAUCCAACUCAUUGAAGUUGGGUAUGAAUAUAGAGCACUAUUCCUCCCAUGCCUUUGCUUUCAAAAUUUUGUUGCUGUAUUCCUUGAGGCGCACGUCCCAAAUCGCUGGCCUAUCUUCUAUUUCAAUAAUAAAUCGCUCUGUGUCAAAGCCGAAUGAAGCCAUGGCAGGUACAGCCCGGACUACAAGUUUGUCAAGUCACACUCUGCAGACAAUAACAAAUGGUAUUUAAAAUAAUGCUAAAUGUGGGAAACACAUUUUCAAUAUGAUUACAAUGACAUAAUAACGCUAAUGAUAUCUUACUUAGCCGUGAUUAAAUUUAUUUGAUUAAAUGAUUAAAUAAAAAAAAACUUUAAAAAACAUGUGAAAAACUGCGUCCGUUAAUAUUUCAUUGAAUUUAAAAUUUCAUUUUUAUUGUACUUUUUUAUAACUUAAAUUUAUUAACUUAUCGUUGAAAACGGGAAGGUUAUGUAUUAGGUACGGUUUGUCUGUUUAUAAAUAAAUAUUGACCUUUCACACUGAAAAAAGAAUGCUAAGUACAAUUUAUUGGGGCUUAAUAACUUACCUUGUUUGAACAGCAGGACAACACACACCUCACAUCUACGAAGUUUCCUGCAUCACUGAUUAGCAGCCACAUGUGGUCGCCAGAGGUCGCUAGUGUGCUCUCAGCCAGCCACAAAACGCCGCCACAAAAUGCGCUGUUUGUGGCGGGGACGAGCGACAGCUUGCCACAGUCGCGAGCCACAGACACAAGUGUGAUCGGCAAAGCUUGAAAACAAUGGGAACCUAUGGGAGAAAAUAUCCCCGCCACAAAACGCAGCCACUUGUGGCUCUACAAAGUCGCUAGUGUGCUCGAGGCCUUAGUGUUAUUUUCAGCAAAGUCUGCCCUAUCCUGCAGCUUAAACUGGGAAUACCCACAGCAAAAUUGAUUAAAUAAUCAUUCAUUUGUUAACAUCAAGCAAAAUUAGAGUAAUAUUAAUGAUUUAUCAAAGAUAUUUUAAAAUUAAACCCACGUGCCUUUGGGAUUUCUCUUCAUAUCCUCAGACCAUUGCUACCACAUUUUUUUUUUUUUUUUUGUUAAAAAGGUAAAAUUAAAGAACAGAAGUAAGUACAAUAAGAUACAAAAAGUAUAACAGAAAAAUAAAGAAAAUAAAGGUACAAUAAACAAGUGACUCAAAAUAAUAACAAACAAACAAAUAAAUAAAAUUUUAAAGAACCCCACGAAAUAUUAAUCUAAUCUCCCUUCCCCCUCCCCAUCACAAUGUAACAUGAAAUCUACCUUCAGUAAGACUGGAAUCAGAGCAAUUUCUUUCCUUCCCUCGAAGCGGCUUUUAUUUCUUUACGAUCCGAUGAAGUGAUCUUUUGUUAUGCGUUUUCUUUCCUUCUCCUUUCUUUCUUUCCUUUUCCUUUCCUUCUCCCCUUUCAUGUAUAUCAAUAUCUCAUUUGUUUUUAUUUC
Molecule: messenger RNA, 3463 nt
Organism: Scylla paramamosain (green mud crab)
Lineage: Eukaryota; Metazoa; Arthropoda; Malacostraca; Decapoda; Portunidae
Product: piggyBac transposable element-derived protein 3-like
Exons: 5
Coding region: 341-1807 (488 amino acids)
Molecular function (GO): sequence-specific DNA binding; protein dimerization activity
Source: RefSeq, a predicted model, not a curated record